Messenger RNA from Bufo bufo (common toad), 395 nucleotides. RefSeq names its product small nuclear ribonucleoprotein polypeptide E (gene SNRPE). Gene Ontology annotation, molecular function: RNA binding. The record is from RefSeq and is a predicted model, not a curated record. Lineage: Eukaryota; Metazoa; Chordata; Amphibia; Anura; Bufonidae. The transcript is spliced from 5 exons. Gene Ontology annotation, biological process: mRNA splicing, via spliceosome; spliceosomal snRNP assembly. Gene Ontology annotation, cellular component: U1 snRNP; U4/U6 x U5 tri-snRNP complex; U5 snRNP. The coding region runs from base 85 to 363 and encodes 92 amino acids.
UCCGGCGCUUUUCUGACGUCACGGCGACUGGUUGGGCGCUUUCUUUGUUUCCGGUUUCUUCCAGGCGGUUGUUCUGUAGUGAAGAUGGCGUACCGCGGACAGGGCCCAAAAGUGCAGAAAGUGAUGGUCCAGCCCAUCAAUCUGAUCUUCAGGUAUCUACAGAAUAGAUCUCGGAUCCAAGUGUGGCUGUAUGAGCAGGUGAACAUGCGUAUUGAAGGCUGCAUCAUCGGAUUUGAUGAGUACAUGAAUCUUGUUUUGGACGAUGCUGAGGAAAUCCACAUGAAGACAAAGUCACGGAAACAGCUUGGUCGUAUUAUGCUUAAAGGAGACAACAUUACUUUGCUACAAAGUGUCGUAAAUUAACCCCCAUAAAGUUUCAAGAUUUUUUUGGACAU